This is a messenger RNA of Peromyscus leucopus (white-footed mouse), 4705 nucleotides long. RefSeq names its product alpha-1-inhibitor 3-like. Bases 99 to 4577 code for a protein of 1492 amino acids. Gene Ontology annotation, cellular component: extracellular region. The record is from RefSeq and is a predicted model, not a curated record. Lineage: Eukaryota; Metazoa; Chordata; Mammalia; Rodentia; Cricetidae. The transcript is spliced from 36 exons. Gene Ontology annotation, molecular function: endopeptidase inhibitor activity.
CUCAUAAAUAAAGCACUGUGUAUCGGGGACAUCUCUGGAAACCCCAUCAAAGAAAAGGACACCAUAGGCCCUGUCCUCUUGUUCUUCCUUCCUACACCAUGUGGAAGGACAAACAGGCUCUGCAAUGUCUGAUUUCAGUUCUUCUUGCCUUCCUGACCUCUGCUUCCUUAUCACCUGGACAACCGAAGUAUAUGGUGCUGGUCCCUUCCCAGCUCUACACUGAGACCCCUGAGAAAAUCUGCUUCCAUCUCCUCGAUCUGAAUGAGACAGUGACUGUCAGGGCCUCCUUGCAGUCUAGCUGGGGAACCAGAAGUCUUUCCAAUGAGUUUGUGGUCGACAAGGACAUGUUCCACUGUGACUCCUUCACUCUCCCCAGAGUCUCAGCUUCAGAUGAGAUGUCCCUCUCUGUCCACAUCAAAGGACCAACACAUGAAUUCAACAAAAAGAGUAUGGUGCUGGUGAAGAACAAAGAAAGUGUUGUCUUUGUCCAGACAGACAAACCCGUGUACAAACCAGGACAGUCAGUCAAGUUUCGGGUUGUCUCUAUGGAUAAAAACCUACGCCCCCUGAAUGAGUUGUUUCCUCUGGCUUACAUUGAGGAUCCAAAGAGGAAUCGAAUUAUGCAGUGGCGGGAUAUUAACACAGAGCAUGGCCUUAAGCAGCUGUCCUUCAGCCUGUCAUCAGAGCCUAUUCAGGGCUCCUACAAGAUAGUGAUAGUGAAACAAUCAGGAGAGAAGAAAGAGCACUCCUUCACUGUGGAGGAAUUUGUGCUUCCCAGGUUUGAAGUUCAAGUAAAGGUUCCAAAGGCCAUCUCUGUGCAAGAUGAAAAAGUAAACAUGACUGUGUGUGGAGUAUAUACCUAUGGGAAGCCUGUACCAGGACAGGUAAAGAUAAGUAUAUGCCUUGAAUAUCAGCAUCCUAGCAGGAGGGGUGCAUGCAAAGAAGUCAGUUACCAGCUAGACAACAAUGGCUGCAUCACAAAAGAAGAAAACAUUGCUGUGUUUCCUUUAAAGAAAAGACCUAAAGCCCAGCGUCUCUUUGUGAAUGCAAAGGUUAUAGAAGAAGGGACAGGAUUCGAGUUCAUGGGAUCUGGAACAACUAAAAUUAAAAGAACCACAACCAAACUCAUAUUUGUGAAAGUGGAUUCACACUUUAAACGUGGGAUUCCAUUCAUAGUGAAAGUCUGCCUAGUGGAUAUCAAAGGAGCUCCCAUGCCGAAUGAGCAAGUCUUCAUCAAAGCACAUGAACUUGACUACACCAAUGUCACUACCUCUGAUCAGCAUGGCCUGGCAGAGUUCUCCAUCAACACCACCAACAUCGAGGGGUCUUCCCUCACUAUCAAAGUCUACCACAAAGAGGAAAAUUCAUGCAUCCAUCACCCUUGUACAGCAGAAAAGCACGCAGAGAUUCAUCAUGUGGCUCACAGUGUGUACUCCUUCAGCAGGAGCUACGUCCACCUGGAGACAGAGGCCGGCAUCUUGCCCUGCAGUCAGAAUCACACGGUUCAGGCACAUUUUAUUCUUCAGGGGCCAGUCUUGAGAGUGAUGGGAGAGCUUAUCUUCUAUUACCUGGUCAUGGCCAAGGGCAGCAUUAUCCAGACUGGAAGCCAUACUCACCACAUGGAGCCAGGAGAAUCUCCAGUGAAAGGCAACUUUGCCCUGGAGAUUCCUGUGGACUUCAGCAUGGCUCCUGAGGCUAAAGUACUCAUCUAUGCCAUAUUGCCUGAUGGAGAAAUGAUUGCAGAUUCUGCAAAACUUGAAGUUGAAAAGUGUCUUCUCAACAAAGUGGACCUGACCUUCACCCCAGCCCAAAGUCUUCCCGCCUCACAGGCCCAUCUGCGUGUUGCAGCUUCUCCUCAGUCCCUCUGUGGCCUAAGAGCUGUGGACCAAAGCGUGCUGCUCCUGAGGCCUGAAGCUGAGCUCUCCCCUUCCUGGGUGAGUCCCCAUCAUCCUGUCCAAGAAAGGCCUGGGAUAUACAAUCUGCCAGAUAUGCAGCCCAGCAACUUCAUCUCAAGUCCAUACCAACUACUUGAAGAAGAAGACCUAUGUGAGUGGAAUAGAGAUAGUGAUGGCCUCAUAUCCUUACACCCAAAUGAGAAGGAUGUCUACAGUUACGUGGAGGACAUGGGCUUAAAGGCAUUCACCAACUUGAAGAUCAAACAUACUGAAGCAUGUUUGCAUAUUGAGAUUUUUAAUCCAAUAGAAGUUUCUGAUGUCGAAUUUAGCAGUGAAGACUUAGGAGUCAUGAAAUUAUUAGCACAUAGAAAUCCACCACUGGAGGUUCCACCACAUAAAGAUCCACCACGUGAAGAUCCACCACAUGAAGAUCCACCUACUGAGACCUUUCGAAAAUAUUUUCCUGAAACGUGGAUCUGGGAUUUAGUCACAGUAAACUCAUCAGGAGUAGCUGAAGUGGAAGUGACAGUCCCUGACACCAUCACUGAGUGGAAGGCCGGAGCCCUCUGCCUGUCCAGUGACACUGGACUUGGCCUCUCCCCUGCGGUAUCUCUCCAAGCCUUCCAGCCCUUCUUUGUGGAGCUCACGAUGCCCUACUCUGUGAUCCGUGGAGAAGCCUUCACGCUCAAGGCCACCGUGCUGAACUACCUCCCUACAUGCAUCCGGGUCGGUGUGCUGCUGGAAGACUCCCCCGAUUUCACAGCUGUCCCAGUGUCAAAAGACGAAGAUUCUUACUGCCUCUGUGCCAACGGGAGGCACACCGCAUCCUGGUUGGUAACUCCCAAAUCAUUAGGGAAUGUGAAUUUCUCUGUGACUGCAGAAGCACGACAGUCCCCAGAGCCUUGUGGUUCUGAGGUGGCCACAGUUCCUGAAACUGGGAAGAAGGACACAGUUGUCAAAGUCCUGAUAGUGGAGCCCGAAGGAAUUAAGAAAGAACACACCUUCAGUUCACUGCUCUGUGCCUCAGAUGCUGGCAUAUCUGAAAAAUUGUCCCUGAUGCUCCCACCAGCAGUAGUGAAAGAUUCAGCCAGAGCCCAUUUCUCUGUGUUGGGUGAUAUCUUGAGUUCAGCCAUAAAAAACACACAGAAUCUUCUUGCAAUGCCCUUUGGCUGUGGGGAGCAGAACAUGGUCCUUUUUGCUCCUAACAUCUACGUACUGAAAUAUCUGAAUGAGACCCAACAGCUGACUGAGAAGAUCAAGUCAGAGGCCAUUGGUUACCUCAAUGCUGGCUAUCAGAGGGAGCUGAACUACAAACACAAGGAUGGCUCCUACAGCGCCUUCGGGGAUCAGGGCGACCAGAGUCAAGGAAGCACUUGGCUCACAGCCUUUGUGCUCAAGUCUUUUGCCCAAGCUCGAGCCUUCAUCUUCAUCGAUGAAACACACAUCACCCACGCCUUCACCUGGCUCUCCCAGCAGCAGCAGGACAAUGGCUGUUUCAGGAGCUCUGGAUCGCUGUUCAACAAUGCCAUGAAGGGUGGAGUAGAAGACGAAGUGACUCUCUCUGCCUAUAUAACCAUUGCCCUUCUGGAGAGUUCACUUCCAGACACACAACCUGUUGUCUCCAAAGCGCUGACCUGCCUGGAGUCAUCCUGGAAGUCAAUAGAGCACAGGGGAGAUGGCAGCUCUGUGUACACCAAGGCACUGCUGGCCUACGCUUUCGCUCUGGCAGGGAACCAGGACAAGAGAAAUGAAAUCCUAAAAUCACUUGAUACUGAAGCUGUAAAGGAAGACAACUCCGUCCAUUGGGAAAGACCUCAGAAACCCAGGAAUUCAGAGAGGUAUCUGUACAAACCCCAGGCUCCCUCUGCUGAAGUGGAGAUGAAUGCCUAUGUCCUCCUCACUCUCCUCACUGCCCAGCCAGCCCCAGCCCCUGAGGACCUGGCUUUGGCAGUGCGCAUCGUGAAGUGGAUCACAAAGCAGCAGAAUUCCCAUGGUGGCUUCUCUUCCACACAGGACACUGUGGUGGCUCUUCAUGCUUUGUCCAAGUAUGGAGCGGUUACUUUUUCUAGAAGUCAGAAAACUCCUCUGGUGACCAUCCAAUCUUCAGGGACAUUUUCUAGAGAGUUCCAAAUAGAGAACAGUAAUCGCCUGUUGCUGCAGCAGGCCCCACUACCAGACAUCCCUGGGGACUAUGACAUCAAUGUGUCAGGGGAAGGAUGUGUGUAUGCUCAGACAACGCUAAGAUACAAUGUGCACUUGGAGAAACAGGAGUCUGCAUUCACUCUGCGGGUACAGACAGAACCUCUGACAUGUGAUAACCCCAAAGGCCACAACAGCUUCCAGAUCUCACUAGAAAUCAGUUAUACAGGGAGCCGUCCAGCCUCCAACAUGGUGAUUGUUGAUGUGAAGAUGGUGUCUGGUUUCAUUCCAUUGAAACCAACAGUGAAAAGGCUUGAAAGAUCAGAGCAUGUGAGCAGAACAGAAGUGAGCAACAACAAUGUCUUAUUAUAUGUGGAUCAGGUGACCAAUCAGACACUGGCCUUUUCCUUCGUCAUUCAACAAGACAUCCCAGUGAGGAACCUGCAGCCUGCCAUUGUGAAAGUCUAUGACUACUACGAGACAGAUGAAACAGUUUUUGCUGAAUACAGCGCCCCCUGCAGCUCAGAUAAACAAAAUUCUUGAAACUCAUAUUUGAGGACAAGACAUUGCUGGAAUCCCCGAAUCCAGGAACCUUCAGGAUGGUGAUUUUUGUUGCCUCUGCAAUACAAAUACUGAACAAGCAUGGUAAAUAAAUGCAUACUUCUAAAGUG